Penicillium daleae is the source of this 318-nucleotide messenger RNA. RefSeq lists its product as uncharacterized. The record is from RefSeq and is a predicted model, not a curated record. Bases 1 to 318 code for a protein of 105 amino acids. NCBI's taxonomy places the organism in Eukaryota, Fungi, Ascomycota, Eurotiomycetes, Eurotiales, Aspergillaceae. The transcript is spliced from 2 exons.
AUGUAUCUCCGGACGACCCGUGUACGAGUCAUCGUCGCCAUACUCCCGUCUCGUUUGCUUGAUGUAGUCAACCCCCAUGGCGGUCGUUCUGGUCUGAUAGCCGUCAUCAACGUGGCAGAGGGCGUUGUACGAGCCCGAGGACAAAGUGUAGACACUGUUGCUGCCAAAGGUGUUGACGCCGCCGUCGAUGCGCGCCCGGAUGAGGUUCUGAUUGCCCACGAGGUAGCCCGCGAAGGUUCCGAGGAAUGUGCCUGUGGGGUUGUUGGUGCUAUCGAACAGGUUUACUGUGUAAUGGCGUGGAAGGGGACCGUUCUAUAG